CCAGCUGAUCACACUGACAGUUGAUUAGAAAACAUUUUAAUCCAUGCCAAUUGCUUGAUUUUAAAAGAAAAGUUUGUUGAUAAAUAAUCAGUAGACGAUUUAAAGAGUGUUUGCGUAAAAGUAAUGAAAGUGGGCGUUCUGCAAUGGCGUCCAAUCGUGAUAUAUUCUCGAAACAUUUGCCAAACGUUAAAUUGGCCACACGAAUCGACGCAGAGGGGCGAGAAGUGCAGGUGGAGAGACGUGAAGAUAUUGACGCUACAGCGAAGGAACAAGAAACAUUUGAUAUGUUGGUAGCUGCCGGCUAUUAUAGAGCGCGCAUCAAAGGCUUGUCCUCUUUCGAUAAAGUUGUCGGUGGUAUGACUUGGUGUAUUGAGUGCUGUGAUUAUGAUGUUGAUGUGGAUUUAUUGUUUCACGAAAAUUUAACUAUUGGUCAAAAGAUUGCACUUGUAGAAAAAAUUGUCUCGGUAUUACCACAUAUGAAGUGCCCUUUUCAAAUAGAACCACAUCAAAUUCAAGGACUGGAAUUCCUUAGCAUACAUCCUGUUAUACAGUGGCUGGUUAAAAAAUCGGUUGAGAAUCGCACAGAGCGUGCACAACGUCUGAAAAAGUUUGCCAUCGGACAGUUUCACAAUCACUACCAAUACAGAACGGACAAGGAGCAGCUAGAGAAAAUUCGAAAUGCCUCAACACAUAUAAAACGCAUACAGGAGCUAUACAAUCCCAUACGCGUAUAUCAACGCAAAGAAAAUAGCCACGAAGAUGAAAAGACGCGUGUGCGUAUGACAUUGUUAGAAUAUGGCGACUCCAAUGCUGUGAGUGCGAGUAGCGAAAAUCGAGCAGGCGCUGGAGAGGAGUUUGAUGUGCAACGAUUGCUUAAAAAUCUUUCUAUAACAAAUGAGACCAUUACUUGUUCACCCACACAUCGACUUGAUGCCAGCGAACGCGAUGCAAUGCACAAACACUACACAGAGCUGCAACAGGAAAUGGAAACUGAUGCCAAACAGUUAUCCGAACAGAGUCAAUUGAAAAUGCUUGAAGCUUCUAAAAUUGCUUUAGAUCGUAAAUUUCAAAGUAAUCUCAAAGUGAACGAAGAAAUCGAAGUGGAAAAGCAGAAACAGCAACAACAAUUACAGGUUUUAGAAGAACAAAAACGGCAACUGGAAGCUGAAAUUGAACAGUACAAAACAAUUGAAGCAAAAGUGGAUCCAGAGCUUGUUACGAAAGUGCACGAUAUGCUCAAACAGCAUGACCUACUGAAAAAGGAAGAAGCGGAGUUUAAAGAAUUCUGUCGGCAGGAUUUGGCAAAAUUGCAAAAACAGAUUGAUGAACUAGAAGCCUUUAACGCACAAACGCCAGAAGAACAAGAAGCUGCCGUGGCAAAAGAAAAAGCACAUAUAAAGGAAUUGAAGUUGCAGAUAGCUAAAAAGAAUCGCGGUAUUGUCGCCAUACAACGACGUUUAGAUGCCAUACCCGAUCAUACAGAAUUGACGCAAUAUCAACGAAGAUUCCAUGAGCUAUACAAUGAAAUGAGUGCCAAACAUAUAGAGACGAAACAGUACUACACCUUAUUCAAUACGCUCAACGACAAAAAACGUUAUCUCGAAAAAGAACUCUCGCUACUCAAUUCCAUAUGUGAAGCAUACAAUGAGGGCAUGACAAGUGCACAAGGUCGUGAAGAGUUUAUCAAACAAUUUGAAGCGAUUGUGGCUGGUGUGAAGCAAACCGAACAGAAAGUGCGUCAGAAGUACAACGAAGAGUGUGCCCGGCGUGAUGCGCUAACUACAGAGCUACAAAGCUUACACGAACUGCAGCGUCAUUAUGCGGCCGCUGUGAAACAACUGACCAAGGAGUGCCAACGUUGCGAACAAUUACAGCAGCAUUUAAAGUCAAUUCGUCGAAAUUAAAAUAGUAUGUAGAUAGUAGUUGUAUAAAUAACUUAGCAAGGUAGAGAGAAAGAGAGUAUUUAUGCGUAAAAGAGAACAAUUUAUGUAAUUGCAUACUCAGAUUUUAACGAAACAAUUUUUUAAAUUAAAAUUAUGUAACUACAAAAAGUUUCAAUUAAUUGUCGCUAAGCUGAGGAUUACGUGAAACUCUUGCGUUAUUUAUAUACACUGAUUAUUUAUAUUUACAUAUAAUAUUAAAAAUAUAGUUCAUUUAAAAAUUCCAACGCAAAAUGUAUGUAUUAAAUAAAAAAAAAAUUUUUGUAGAAAAAAUAUAAUUUCAAUUCCAUUUUGCAACAUACUCAUACUAUACGAAAAUUUGCUAAUUUAGGAAAAUUACUUAAUUAAUUUAUAAUUAAAACAAUGAUACACUUAU
Molecule: messenger RNA, 2316 nt
Organism: Ceratitis capitata (Mediterranean fruit fly)
Lineage: Eukaryota; Metazoa; Arthropoda; Insecta; Diptera; Tephritidae
Gene: fidipidine
Product: coiled-coil domain-containing protein 93
Exons: 10
Coding region: 144-1904 (586 amino acids)
Biological process (GO): Golgi to plasma membrane transport
Source: RefSeq, a predicted model, not a curated record